Sabethes cyaneus is the source of this 1379-nucleotide messenger RNA. RefSeq names its product mitochondrial glutamate carrier 1-like. The transcript has 9 exons. Gene Ontology annotation, molecular function: L-aspartate transmembrane transporter activity; L-glutamate transmembrane transporter activity. The record is from RefSeq and is a predicted model, not a curated record. Lineage: Eukaryota; Metazoa; Arthropoda; Insecta; Diptera; Culicidae. The coding region runs from base 368 to 1315 and encodes 315 amino acids. Gene Ontology annotation, biological process: aspartate transmembrane transport; L-glutamate transmembrane transport; malate-aspartate shuttle.
CGCGAUCGCGAAUAGGUACUAAACGAACAUAACUUUUGCCCGGCCCCGGCGCCUGGCGCACAAAAUCUGUAACGUUUCUGGAACCGAAUGCUACAUACAUAUAUAACCAUUCGUUUCAAUCCAUUACUUCAAACAAUUAAACAACUUUACUCUGUUAAAAAAGCAAAAUAAGCGUUAAAGUUAGCAGAUAUUGUUGACUGUUUUGUUUUUGGUACAGAUAUCUUCUUCAUCAAUCUGAAAUCCUUACGCAACACUAUAACGUGAUCAAUAACUUAGCUUCAACAGGAAAAUAAACCUACUGAUAAGUUUAAACGUGAAAAGAAUUUAUCUGCUGCAAAGACGCGAUUGAAUCAUUAAGAUCCUAAAAAUGGCUCCAAAUGAAAUUACUACUAAGCAGUUUUCGCUUGUCCCAAAGAUUAUAAAUGGUGGUAUUGCAGGUAUUAUAGGAGUUUCCUGUGUGUUUCCAUUAGACCUAGUAAAAACACGUCUUCAAAAUCAACAAGUUGGAUCAAAUGGAGAGAAGCUAUAUAAAUCUAUGUUUGAUUGUUUCAGAAAAACUUAUAAAACCGAAGGUUAUUUUGGAAUGUAUCGAGGCUCUGCUGUUAAUAUAUUGCUUAUUACACCUGAAAAAGCAAUAAAGUUGGCUGCUAAUGAUUUUUUCAGAUACAAUUUGACCACAAAAGAAGGCAAAUUGCCUGUAAUACGACAAAUGGUUGCUGGUGGCUUAGCGGGGUUAUGUCAGAUUAUAAUAACGACGCCAAUGGAGCUCUUGAAAAUUCAAAUGCAGGAUGCGGGCCGCAUUGCAACACAGGCCAAGGCAAGCGGUAAAACUUAUUCCAAAUCAACUGCCACUCAAAUUGCAUUAGAUUUAUUUAAAACAAAAGGACUUGCCGGUUUGUACAAAGGAACAGGCGCUACAAUGCUUCGCGAUGUUUCAUUUUCAAUUGUAUACUUCCCAUUAUUUGCUACGCUCAAUGAUUUAGGCCCAAGAAAAUCGGAUGCGUCUGGUGAGGCUGUAUUUUGGUGUUCAUUUUUAAGUGGAUGUGCAGCUGGAUCGUUGGCUGCAUUGGCGGUUAAUCCUUUUGACGUGAUCAAAACUAGACUUCAGGCUUUACGGAAAGUUGAAGGAGAAGUGCAAUUCAAUGGCGUUUCAGACUGCAUCAGGAAAACGUUAUCUAAUGAAGGACCACAAGCAUUUUUCAAAGGAGGACUCUGCCGCAUGAUAGUUAUCGCCCCACUUUUUGGAAUAGCUCAAAUGGUUUAUUUCUUGGGUGUCGCUGAGACCUUAUUAGGAAUUAAACAAACUAAAGUCUAAACACUCAACAGUAUUUAACAGUUAUUCGUUCACUAUGUUCGCCAAAAAUAAUAAACGAUAGCGU